AUGCUACGGUCGUCAGCUCGUCCGUAUGUCUGCUGGAGAUGUCUUUCGCAUACCCGUAAUGGCUUGCGAUCCCCCAUUCCAUCGUCGGUACAGGCUUUGAAUAGCCGACGACAAACCUAUGCUACAUCGACUGAAGAUGGUCCUCAAAAUGCAUUUGGUCAAUCGCAUAUUCCUACGUCUCUACCUAAAUCGCCUCCCACCAUAGAUAAGAGGCCAAUUCGCGAAAGACUUCAAGAAUGGGUUACGGUGAACGACCCCGAAAGGGAGGUAACUCAUAUAGUUCCAGAUCUUUCGUUCUGGACAACCGUGACAAACAGCAACACUCGGCCGCAGUCUACCGGUUCAUCUGAGAUGGACAACUUCAAAUCGGAUGUAGUCGGCAUGGUAGACUCAGUCGAGAAUAUUACGGCGGACGAUGCCGAAGUUGCUAUUGUUGGACACAAGACACAGACCCCGGGUGACCUGGUGGAGAUGAAACAGCCCGGCUCCCGAAUGCCUCUGUUUGGUAUAUACUUGGGAUACUUUGGAGGCAGGUAUCACUUUUAUACCAACACUGGCAGAUGGGCCAUCAGUAUGGGCUUCUCUGCGCUCUUUUCUGUCUCCAAGUUCGUCUCGGCGAGUGAGCUGAAGCCAAUUCUUGAUCUGAUUCCUCCGCAUGCCACAGCAGAUGAAUACGAAGAGCUACGAAGUCAAGACAGGGGCCCGGGACGAGAAGUCGGUGCUCAUCUGAUUCAAAGAAUGAAGAAUUUCAUGUCUGAGGCGGAUCAAGCCUACCAGACAAGUCUCAACAGCUUAGAUCGGGCAAGAUCUUUGGUUUCAGACGGGAAAAGAACCAAAUAUUUAAGCCUGUUUGAGCUGGCUGACUUGCUACUGCCCAGAUCCCUCAAGCAGGGUGACUUGUUUCCCCCUCCUGCUCUGUACGCAGUUCAUACGGCUCUCUUACGCAAUGAUUUCAUCUUCCGGCCAUUAAGUCCAUCGUCAGACUGCCAUCGAAAAGAUCAUCUUUUCGAAAUCUUUCCAUACCAAGAUUUCAUGAUGAUCAAUCGGGUGGCACUGAUGAUCCGCGAAUAUAUUCACAUAAUGGGUAGGACGACAGGAAACAUAUCAACACAAGAGCUCUCGACUACUGCGUUUGGUACAUUCAUCCUCAAAGCGAGAGAAGUUGUUCUUGCCAACCGAGAGAAGCGCUCUUGGACACCGUACGGAAUCCUCGCUCCUACGUCAGGAGUGACCCUUGAAAUAAAGGAAUGGUCGAGGAAGCAUAUGGAAUUCAUUCGCUUUCUGGAGUGGUGGGCGAGCUACGAUCUAUUCGAGGAUGCCUCCUAUCUGCAUGCAGACGGGGCUCUGCUUCUCCGAGCACUGGGGCUAUACGAGGAUACCGAAUUGGACCGGAGCUGUGCCUGGACAUUUCUACAGGAACUGGGUAUAAUUCCGCCUUGGGAAAUCCCUUCUCGUUACAAAGUUCGUUUCCCAGAAGUCAAGAUUCAAAGUGGAGGUGGCCUCAUCAGAGAGAUGCCGCUCAGCAUUGAGGGUUCAACUCGGCCAGACGUUGCAGAGGGGGCCAGAAGAGCGUGUGUUGACAAGCCCGUUUUCUGUAUCGACGCUCCCUCGACUAUGCUUAUCGACGAUGGUGUCUCUCUGGAGCGCACAGACAAGCCUGACGAGUUUUGGAUUCAUGUGCACACAGCCGAUCCGGCAUCAGGCAUCCGACCCAAUUCUGAGUUGGCCAGGUUUUUGGAGUUGAUUCCCGAGAAUAUUUAUCUUCCUGGUCACUUCCAGGCCAUGCUACCGCACGAUCUUGGGCUAGAAGAUUCAGGAGACUACAAGUCACAAAGCUUGGUCGAUCAAUACUCUCUUGCCAAUGGCAAACCUGCCCUUACUUUCAGUGCAAAGGUCAACGAGAAUGGAGAUCUGCUCGAUUACAAGAUUGAGCCGGGUACUCUGCACGAUGUCAAAUACUUGGAUCCUAAAGACGUUGCUGCGUUUUGCAACGAGCCUUCACCUCCUGCGGUAUCUAAUCAGAAACUUGUUGUGGGCCAGCUGCCUGACAAAAUCAACAUGCCACCAAAUCGGCCCAUGAUGCUGGCGAAAGAUCUGGACGAUAAGAGCAAAAAGGACCUUAUGACCCUAUAUCGUCUUGCUGAAGCUCUAAAGGCAAAGCGUCUCCAAAAGGGAGCUUGGCCGAUUUUCUUACCCGGCGCUUCUGUCACUGUCGCAUUUGAGGAUGUACCAAUGGAACAAGCUCAAGAUACCAAGGUUCUGCCAGCUGAUCCAUACAUCGAAGUUGGGUUUGAGGCAUUUAACGGAGCUUCUGUGGUAUCAAACACCAUGGUGCUUGCCGGUGAGAUUGCCGCAAGAUGGUGCUCCGACCGCAAUAUUCCUCUCCCUUACCGCCGAGACGUGCAUUCGAAAAACAACAUGCCCAAGCUUCUCCAAUAUGCCACCAAAGAGCUGUAUCCUCUCCUGAAUAAAGGUCUAUCACCGUCGCUUGCGCAGCGUCACGAAAUGUCUCGAAUGACAGGUGGUAUCGAAAUGUCGACAGAGCCCGGGCCGUACUUCAUGCUUGGUCUGGACAUGUAUGCCAAAGCCACCUCUCCCCUUCGCCGCUUUUCUGACCUCAUCGUUCACUGGCAAAUCCACGCGGCACUGGCACAUGAGCGCAAGGUGAAGCGCAGUAUAGACACUCAAGCUGAUGAACUGAACGAAAUUCUACCUUUCACGGACCAGACACUCCCCAACACGCUCUCCCUUCUGCGCAUGCGUGAGAGGAUGGCCAAGACCGUGUCUCGCGGCACUAAGGAGUGGAUGCUAAUGGCACUCGUGCGGGCCUGGAAGUUCGAAGGUACAGUACCGAAGCAAUUCCGUUUCACCGUCGAUGCUCGGUGGAAGCGAGGCGUGUCUGGCAGGAUAAGCCUGUUUGACAUGUCGGCCAUUCUUACCGUCGAAGGCAUUGAUGGCCUUGUACUCUUGAAGGACAUCCAUGUGGGCGAUAACUUCGAUGUCGAGCUAGCCAAUGUCAACGUUCACUCACGGCAAAUUUUCGUCAAAGCGUCCAAGCACCAUCCAAACACCCGGCCAGGGCUACAGAAUCCUAAGCAGCCGGCACUUUCCCCGGACGCCCCGGCCGCGACCCUGGCCUCGUGA
This is a messenger RNA of Fusarium sp. VM40, 3144 nucleotides long. The record is from the annotation of a GenBank genome assembly. Lineage: Eukaryota; Fungi; Ascomycota; Sordariomycetes; Hypocreales; Nectriaceae.